Messenger RNA from Punctularia strigosozonata HHB-11173 SS5, 659 nucleotides. RefSeq lists its product as uncharacterized. The transcript has a single exon. Lineage: Eukaryota; Fungi; Basidiomycota; Agaricomycetes; Corticiales; Punctulariaceae. Bases 182 to 394 code for a protein of 70 amino acids. The record is from RefSeq and is a predicted model, not a curated record.
GGACGUCGACCAUCCGAGGUAUGUAUGCUACAUCUCCACGAGAGCCCGCGAGAAACGGCCGUGUGUGUUGUAUCAUUUUCAUCCCCAUCCUCUGCGCCUUGUUCUCAAGCUAAGCAGUGGAGCCGCACUUCGCUUACCGGCGAACCCUCGCAACGAUUCUCAUCACCCACACCGAUGAUGCAUGAUGACCUGCCCGCCGUUCAAGGCGGUUGAUGUCAUCCGACCUUCGUUCCGUGAGCGUUUCCCAUCGGUCUCAAUGUUCUCCAGCGUUUUGUUUCAAGAAGGAGCCGCCCCCGAAACGGCCGUCCAUUUCCCGAAAAUUGCGCGUGCAUCGUCCGAGGCUCGGUGGGCACUGCUCGACCCGACGAUCGAGGGAGAGUCGCACCCCACAUAGCGUCGUCGGCGACGGGGGUGCAUAGUUCAUCGUUGCGCAAAGAGCUGAUGUCAUCCGAGCCUAAAAACGAUCACUACUUCUUCCGUUUGUGAUUUGAUUCGGGACCAUGACAGGACACCCCAUCGCAGCCAUCGUCCGGGGUGCUGCUGCGAACCGGCGCACGCGCAGCCGACGAUAACCCGGACGAUUAGACUGCGAGCUACAGCAGCAGCCUAGUGGUGGCUUCGUCCGUUCGUCGUGGGCGACGGUCGGGCGUCGCCAUUGC